UCACGUCAUCGAUUUUUCAUCGUUCAGUCCGAGUCGUCGUCCGUCAGAAUCGGAAGGAAGCAGAACCUAAAAUCUGCGAAAAUCGCUUUUGAAAUUUUGUGUUUUCACAAAUUUUUGUUGGUCCAAAAUUGGUAAAAUUGCUUUCUUUGAAAAGGAGUGAGUGAUACUGCUUGGCCCGGACAACGAUGGCUUCCUGGGAGAUCCACGAUGACAUGAACUUUUACAUCACGGCUGAUAAGUUCUACAUCGAACCAAACGGGAAAAGUGAAGUGUUGAUAAUCGACCGGAUCAGUCGGGAAACGUCGCUUCAGGUCAAGACCAAUCAGCUGCCGCAGGGAAUACAGGUGCGCAAAAUAUGCGGAAUUCUGGGCGUGAUCAAGCUGAUCAGCGGGUUCCAUCUGGUCGUGAUGACCCACCGGAUAUUCGUCGGAAUCAUCAACUCGCAGGUCAUUUGGCGACUAGCCGGGUUCGAUAUCAUUCCCUUCGUUCCCUCGCUGACGCAUCUCAGCGAGACGCAGAAAGUGCAAAACAGUGUCUACUUGGCUAUGAUCAGGCAAGUGCUGGACACUCCGUACUACUACUUCUCGUACACGUAUGAUGUGACGCACACUCUGCAGCGAUUGCACUCGAUGCCACCGGAUUUCAUGCAGACGGGACUGUACGAUAGGGCCGAUUCGCGCUUCGUCUGGAAUGGGUACCUGUUGAAGCACUUCCAUCGGCCGGAGCUGCGGCAGUACAGUUUGCCGCUGAUCUUGGGAUUCGUCUCGGUGAACGACGUCAUGGUCAACAAUCACAGCUUCCAGUGGAUUCUGAUGUCUCGACGGUCGGUCCAUCGUGCCGGAACGCGUCUAUUCUGCCGAGGAAUCGAUCAGAACGGCAACGUUUCCAACUACGUGGAAACGGAACAGAUCGUCGAUGUCCGCGGGGAUAAGAUAUCUUUCGUGCAAACGAGAGGAAGCAUUCCGUUGUUCUGGCGCCAGACGCCCAACCUUAAGUACAAGCCUCCUCCGGAGUUGGUUGCCGGAAGGGAUCAUCUGAUCGCAUGUUCCAAGCACUUGGACGCUCAAUUGAUCCAAUACGGUCGACAGGUUCUGGUCAACUUGAUUGACCACCGGGGAGCCGAAGAUGUCCUGGAGAAAGCCUUCGCUACAACGAUUUCCACUCUGGGCAACCAAAAUGUGCGAUACGAAUCGUACGAUUUCCACGCCGAGUGCCGGAAGAUGCGAUACGAUAGGUUGCACAACUUGAUUGCCAGAUUGGCUCAUGAGCAGGAUGAAUUCGGGGUGUUCCACUUGAGAAGGGAUGGAACUCUGAUGUCCUCCCAGGAUGGCGUAUUCCGUACGAAUUGCAUCGAUUGUCUGGAUCGAACCAACGUCGUCCAGAGUAUGUUGGCCAAACGUAGCUUGGAGCAGAGCCUUAUCAAGCUGGGCGUCCUGACCACCGGACAGCGAAUCGAUCCAAGCUCGACCUUCGAGUGGCUGUUCAAGAACGUCUGGGCCGACAAUGCGGAUAUGAUUUCCACGCAAUACUCCGGAACCGGUGCGCUGAAGACGGACUUUACCCGGACCGGCAAGCGAACCAAAAUGGGCCUCCUCAAGGACGGGUCCAACUCUCUGACGCGUUACUACAAGAACAACUUCAACGAUGGCUUCCGGCAGGAUGCGAUCGAUCUGUUCCUCGGGAACUACGUGGUCAAGGACGGCGAAGGCCUCACCGUUCAGUGCCCGCUGGUGAUCCAGAAGGGCUGGAAAUAUGGAACAUUCCCCGUGGUUCUGCUGUUUGCAUUUGCCAUGUUCUUCACGUCGGUGGUCUACCCGCAGGAGUACAACACCGAGAGUCUGCUGUUCGUGCUGUUCUGGGGCUCGAUGGUGGGCGUGACCGGGGCCGGCAUCCUCAAGUACGGCGUGGAGUUCGUCGACUGGCCCAAACUGGUGCCGGCGAUACGCUCCAGCGGCAAGAUGGAAGCCUGACGGUAUCGGUAAGAAUGGAAGACCCCCGAGGGGGGAAAAACGUCCAUUUCAGCAUUCGGUGAUUUAAAAAUGGUUUUUCAAAAACUGAUUUUACAAUAUAUGGUGGGAAAAGUAUCGAAUUUGUAGGUCUCUUAAAUGGUUCCAGUUAAUUGAAUUUAAAUACACGCUUCUAGAAUCCUUCCCUCCCCCUUUCCAGUUUCAACUAUUCCAACGGUGAAUUUCAGGCGACGAUUCCAAAAGGCAAUUGCAAUAAAAAUCCUAGACAUUCAUCAUGAAA
Aedes aegypti (yellow fever mosquito) is the source of this 2247-nucleotide messenger RNA. It is a transcript of the gene Sac1, whose product is annotated as phosphatidylinositide phosphatase SAC1. Lineage: Eukaryota; Metazoa; Arthropoda; Insecta; Diptera; Culicidae. Gene Ontology annotation, molecular function: phosphatidylinositol-4-phosphate phosphatase activity. The coding region runs from base 186 to 1970 and encodes 594 amino acids. The transcript is spliced from 6 exons. Gene Ontology annotation, cellular component: endoplasmic reticulum. Gene Ontology annotation, biological process: phosphatidylinositol dephosphorylation. The record is from RefSeq and is a predicted model, not a curated record.